CUUCAACUGACUCGUCAACAGAAAUUUAAAAAAAUAUUUCUUGUUUUUUAAUUAAUUUAAAAUUGAAAUGUGUCUUUUUUGAGUCCGUAAUUGAAAACAGAAGCCAUUUUUAAAUCGCCUUUCUUCAUUGCGCUUCUUUUAUUGAUGGACCGUGGUGGACCACACACACACAACAGCAGUGGAACGGACAAAGCGUUGUUUGAAAUUUCGAAUGUCGACAAAGUAUAAAGCGAAGCAACGGACUUUAAACAAAUAAAGAUUUAUAGUUUCUGAAAUGGCUGACAAUCAGCAGAGUAGAUUCGAAAAAUCUUUAGGUCUUCUGACAACAAAAUUCGUGACGUUACUACAAAAAGCCAAAGAUGGUAUCUUAGAUCUCAAAGUGGCCGCUGACAUUCUUGCUGUAAGGCAGAAGCGAAGAAUAUAUGAUAUUACAAACGUUUUAGAGGGUAUAGGACUUAUAGAGAAACGCAGUAAAAAUAGUAUACAAUGGAAGGGUGCUGGUCCAGGGUGCAAUACUCAAGAAAUGUCGAAUCGGCUUUCAACUCUUAAAAGAGAGAUAUCCCGUUUAGAAGAACACGAAAAGAUGUUAGACACUCACAAACAGUGGAUACAGCAGAGCAUUGUCAAUAUAUUAGAAGAUGGAGACAAUAAUAGGCUGGCAUACCUUACAUACCAAGAUAUUCGUAGCUGUUUUGAUGAUGAAACAAUUUUAGCAAUACAAGCUCCCAAUGGCACCCCUCUACAAGUACCAGUGGUUGAUUUGAAUGCACCCAAGCCUAAAUAUCAGAUACACAUGAAGUCGACAACUACACCUAUUUAUGUUAUGCUUGUGGAUUCUGAUGAAAAUCCCAACUCUACCGCUGUGGCCACUGUAACAUUACCGAAGAUGGAACUGAUAGAAUCUGCCAAUGAGGACCCAGCAACAGAUUGGGGUAGUAAAACUAUCAGUAAAAAAGGAAGUGAAAGAAAAGAAAUCAAAAAGGCUCCCUUUGACUCUGAUGUUGAAAAGUCUCCAACAAGGAGUCCAAGCAGCAGCCCAGAUUUAAAAAGAAAACUCGCAGCAUUAGUAGAACCUCCUGCUACUCGAUCAAAAUCAGGAAUCAAAGGCUCUCCAACCAAGAAGAUGGCAGAAGCAAUGCAGAGUCCUGUUCGUGGUGGGUUAGCUAAACGAGGUCGUCCAAGUUCUGGUAGACCCUCAAAGCAGCCUCGGCUAGAUGAGGAUGUAGAUGUCAAGGAAAAAGAAGAAAGUGAAACAAAUGAGAGUGAGGUUGACAAUCCAGCUGAAGCAGAUGCUGAGUCAGACAGUGAACUUACAGAGCUUGAUGCUGAAGUAAUUCUCAGAGAUUUGGGGUCCAAAGAUCUACUGUUUGGGGGUGAUAAUGGCUUGUCAGAAGAUACCUUUGACAUUUACGGACCGCUUCUCAGAUUAAGUCCACCGCCUUGUGAGAAGGACUACUUGUUUAAUUUGGGUGAGGGUGAGGGAGUAUGUGACCUUUUUGAUGUACAAAUGUUUACCAUGUAGAAUUAUCUUUAUCUAAGCUGUACUUUUCAAAUUGAACUCAAAUUUUUAUGUCACCUUUAGGGAAUAUUUUCUUACCUUGCUGCCACACGACCUGGUGGAUUAGGGUGUUACAAAUCAUCUCUGUCAGAGUUUCUUACAAUAUAAAAUUAAUAGUACAAAUAAGGUUUUGUGAAACUUUGUAAAAUUGGUGUGGUGCUUAGUGCUAUUGUAAUUGUUUUGAUUUCUCAACACUGCAUGUUUAUUUUCCUUAUGAUGUAUUUCUCUGUUAAGCCAUUUUGCCUCCAAAGAACUGUAUUAUUAAUUUUAUUUUUUUAAUUUUUUUUUCUCUUGGUCACACGGGAGUGUGCUCUGGUAAAGUUUUUGGCUUUUGCUCUGCAGGCUUAGCUCAAAUUUUUCUAGAAAGUGUAUAUUAUAUUUUUACACUCUAUAGUGUUUUGAUACAUUCUUUUCAUUCAUUCAGUCUCUUAAUUGAACAUUUGUUGCCUCAUCUAAUUUUAGAUGUAUUUUGUGAUUGACUUUGCUAUCUAUUUUCAGUUUUGUUCCUGUAUUGAGGAUUUAGAACCGGCCACCUAUUUAUGAUUAUUAUCUUGUUUUAUUUUGUAUCUACUCAUAACAUAAGUUAUGAUUCUCAGAAUGUCUUUUGAAUGAGAACACAUUUUUACUGACACCAAAGACUAAGCUUGCUUUGACAUCUUAACAAGUUAUGCUGGUUAUAAGUGCUAGUUCCGUUUUGUCAGUUUACUAGUUCUCAAUUGGCUUUGUGUAUUUUGGGUGAAUAGCACUAGUUUUGAUACAUUCCUGCUACCAAAAGAAUUUCAUCAAGAUGACAAAGAAUCAAACGCAAUUUCUAUCAGCAUAAAAUUAUAAUCAUGGUAUCAACUUCCCAUUAAAUGUCAAAGCCAUAAUCUAAAAUUUAGAGUUUGAUGAGAUUGUGUUCUCUUAAGUUCACCUCUUGUAUAGUGCUCAAUGUCGUAGUUGGAUUAUGCGAUUAUCAUUUUGUCUUCUAACAUUGCACUGAUUUUUCUUAUGUUUAUUAGCUGCUCUAGCGUUUCAAUUCACACGUAGGACUUAAACUUCUCCCUUUAUAUUUCUUAUUUAAAUUUUGUUUCCACAUUUUGACAUUUUUUCUCUUUUUGAAGAAUAUAUGAACAAGAUUAGAAUAUUUGUGAAUUGAAACCUAGAGUUGUAUGGAUUUUUCUCUCCUUUUUUUUACCAAUCUGUAGUUUUUUUUUACAAAAAAUCUUUGGUUAAGUUUUGUCCUCUUCUUGGGUUACUGUCCUAAACGUAGAAAUUAUUAUUAAAUAGAUUUGUUAUAUUUCCACAUUAUGCUAUCCACAUUUCUGUCUACUUAUUAUGACUGUAUUGGUUGUCAGGAGUACUUGUUACUUUGUUAUCAGUCAUGAUUCAGUAAGCAAGCAAAAGCUAAUCUGUUACCUUUAUAGAUAUUCUUUUCAGGCCUUUCCAACAUUUUUUCCCCUUUUAAAUUAUUUUGCUGUGUUCACUUUUGAAAUGGGUUACAAAUACACCACUCGAUUUAUA
Frankliniella occidentalis (western flower thrips) is the source of this 3061-nucleotide messenger RNA. Its product is annotated as transcription factor E2F5-like. The coding region runs from base 275 to 1522 and encodes 415 amino acids. Gene Ontology annotation, biological process: regulation of transcription by RNA polymerase II. Lineage: Eukaryota; Metazoa; Arthropoda; Insecta; Thysanoptera; Thripidae. Gene Ontology annotation, molecular function: RNA polymerase II cis-regulatory region sequence-specific DNA binding; DNA-binding transcription factor activity, RNA polymerase II-specific; protein dimerization activity. The transcript is spliced from 9 exons. Gene Ontology annotation, cellular component: RNA polymerase II transcription regulator complex. The record is from RefSeq and is a predicted model, not a curated record.